Messenger RNA from Cinara cedri, 11923 nucleotides. Lineage: Eukaryota; Metazoa; Arthropoda; Insecta; Hemiptera; Aphididae. The record is from the annotation of a GenBank genome assembly.
AUGCCAUUUAUUCAUGAAGAAAUCAUUAACAAAUCAAGGUAAGCUGUUAUUUAAUUUAAUUUUAUACUUAAAUCGAAUCAAAUAAAUUUAAUUAUUUAAUAGAUUAAUAUUAAGAAAAAACUGUCCUAGGAUAACGGGGACGGGUUCAGCCAUUUCUAUAGUUUAUUUAAUGUAUAUUUGUUGUUUUUUUUUCGUGUCAGGUUCAUAAUAUAACAACAAUAAUAAUAAUUUCAAUAAUGGUAACAUAAAGAAACAAUGCAUAAUAUAAUAAAAUAAAAUAAAAAUAAAAAAUAACGUAUAUUUACAAGUAACAUAAAGUUAAAUAAAAUAUAAUGUGUAAUAUGAUAUGAUAAUAUAGUUCAGUGUUAUAAGGAAGUUAUUAGUGGGUAUUUUUUCGGUCUAGAUGCGGGUACACAUAAUUCUUUGACUUGUGCCUUUUUGGAUGUCUUCUGGAGUGUAGGUGUGAGAGCAAGCUGUGCAAGUGAUGAUGUGUUGCAUUGUGUAUUCUUCUCUUCAUAGGCACAAGGUGUUUACACUAUCUAGGGGACCUGUGUUUUACCUGGGUUUAGUUUUAGGUAAUUGCGCCUAUAAUAUUUCCCAAGUACGUUCAAAUUAGCCGCUAAUUUUUUCUAUAUUUUCAAAGCUUUCAUACUGUACUACGAUUGCUGUGUUGUUUGCGUAAAUGCAGUGUUUUACAUCGCUGUUUGUGGAUAUUGGUUGUUCGUUUAUGUAGAUGUUAAAUAUAAUAGGAGCUACCACAGUUCCUUGAGGGAGACCAUUUUUGGAGAUUCUCCGCCUACUAUUCUUGCCUUAAUGAUUUACAAAAAAUCUUCUGUUACUUAAAAGGGCUUCGAAACUUCUUACAAACUCGAAAUCCAUUGUUAGCAUUAAUCUAUGGUUUACCGUGUCGUAAGCUGCUGUUAGAUCCACGAAUGCCACACCUGUGAUUUUUGUUUACAAAACCAUUCUCGAUUGUUUGAGUCAAAUUGAGUAUCUGUCCGGUACAUGAUUUUCUUGUGCGGAAACCAACUUUUUCAUUAAUUAGCUUACUGUUCACGAAGGAUAAUAGCGAUUAUGCAGCACUCUCUCAAAAAGUUUGUACGUGUGGCACAGAAGGGAUAUUGGACGAUAGUUCUUGGGGUCAUCCUUAUUUUUCCCUGGUUUUAAUAAUGCUACGAUUAUAGUUUUCCUCUAUAUUCUAGGGAUGUUUUUCCGGUUUCUUAUUUCGUUAUAUAAAGCGAGUACCUAGAGUUUGGCUUUCGGCCCAAAAUAAUAUAUCUGUUCGACAAAAAUGUUAUCUAGACCGGCUGUUUUCCUUGUUUCAUUGUCUAUAUAGCUGUGAUCAAUUCAUUCUCAUCAAAAGACCAGCUGAGGUGGUUCCCUUCCUUUUUUAAGUUUCUUGUUAUUGUUUUGUUAGGUUUAUCUUCUUUUCCGAAUUUUUGAGUUUUACCGUUACAUAAUAAUUGGUGAGCGAUUUAAUUGGGAGUGACGUUCCAGAGUCCUUUCGCGUUAGUAGGAUCACUGUUUAGCCUUUUGAUUAAGCCCCACGUUUUUUUACUACUAUGUUUCAUGUCCGUUUUCCCUAAAAGUUCGUGCCAUUUAUUUCUUUUUUCUUGUGCAAUAGUAUUUGUAGGCUCUAUCCCUUUGUUUAUGGUUUGUUCUUGAAAGGAUUAUUUUCAAACAGAUUGAUAUAAGAGUUACAAUUGUCCAUGUUCUCGCUUGAUAGUUCAGGUACGUGAUAUUUCUUACAUCCUCUUGGUAUGUGUUUCCGGGAUAUAUGCUUUACUUUUUCAACAAAAUUUUUCUAUUGGAGCAAUAUUUAUGAUGCAUGAUAAGCGCAAAAAUUUAAAAUAAUGAAAUUGUUGCUCUACGCCCCGUAAUUUGAAUAAAUCGUAUUUUUAUCGUUUUGAGUUUUCCCAAUUAUUAUAAAAAUUCUUUAAAAAAUCAAAAAUGAAAUUUAUGAUGCUUCAAUAAGGGAAAAUUUUCUUUCAGAGAAGAUACUACACUCUAUCAUAGGAGCAAGAUUUUUGGUUGAAAAGUGGUUUACAGACAGAAAAAAUUACAUAUCAUAAUAAAACUUAACACAUCAUAAAAGUUGAUCCUUAUGUAGUAGUAUUUUAGGAGAGGUACUUUAAAGAGGUUAUUUUACAAUUUUUCCUAGAGUUUUCCCAGUAAGUAAAAAACCGGGAUAAAACAUGAAAAAACCGACAAAAACGUAGGAAAAUUGGGAAAAUCGGUACAUUAAACAAAUAUAAUUAAAAAAAAAAAAUAAAGCCUAUUUAAUUAUUUUACUAUAAAAUGACAUAUAUAUUGUUGACAAAGUAUCACUAUCAACUGAACUUCGCUCUGAAUCGUUUUUUCGUGAGCAAUGGUUUAUUGUUGCUUACAAUUAUACAUUAAAUUACCUAUAACAGUAGCUGCACCCGUCCCCAUUAUCCUAGGAUGUCUUUUUUGUUAUUGUUUUAAAGCAAAAUUGUGAUGAAACUCGUAAAUAUUACAGCAUUAAAAAACAUUGCUCAGUAUUGUAUUUUCUGAGCAAUGGUUUUUAAUUGCUCAUAGAUUUAAAUUAAAUAACUUUAUAUACCCUGCCCUCCUAAUUAAAAACAGCAGUAGAACACCCAGCAGCAGUGUAUCUCCUUUUUUGUAUAAAUAAAAUUUUUAUCUAUGAAUUUUGUAUCAUAUUAUUAAUUAUUUAAUGAUUUCAGUGAUUGUUUUCAACGGGUCAGUUGGAAUAUAUUGAACCAGUCGAUAUCAGCAUUGGUUAAAAAUAUUAAAAGCACGUUGAUAAAUGAUAUCCCGAAAAUUAAAAACAAACUAUUGUACCUAAACAUAAUAACCGGCAAAGGUUUAUUGUGCUCAAGUAUUAUGCGAGAACAGUUAAACUCAGGGAUGGAUAUUACAUAUAAAUACGCUUUUCUCAUGUCCCUCAUUAACUGCGAGGUAAAUAGUUAUAGUAGAAAUUUUAAAAUACUCUUAAGAGGGCAUCAAAGUAACAUUUGCCGUCUCUGUCUAUUUAAUGGUUAUAUAGAAAAAUUUUGUUUUUGUGCUUUCAAUAGUACUCAGGAUUUUAAAGACCUUAAAUAAAAAUCAUUUUACCAAAUUAAAGACAAAUAUAUUUACUAUAUUUUCACGAUGUUUUGGAUUUGAUGAAAGCUUUUUCCUAUAUAUUUGUACACUAAAUUAAAAAAAAAAAAAAUUAUUUAUCAUUUUUAUUGCCUUUAUAGAAAAUUGUGUGACCAAUAUAUAUAAAAAUCCCUUAGAAAAACAUAUUGAAUGGUUUUGUCUUAAAUUUGAUAAAAUAAUUUUUUUUUUAGGAUCCUGAGUAAUAUUGGAAGUACGAACACACAUUUUUGUUGUAUUAACUGUUGAAUAAAUAGAUAAUUUCAUCUUGAAGUUUUAUUUAUUAUUAUUAAUAAAAAUAUUUUGAUAUUUUUAGUUUUCUGAAAUAGGAAUACUUCUUUUAAAGAGGUGUUUACAUAAUUUCUUUUGCGAGUAUUAUAGAUCUGCACUGGACAAACACCCAACGCAUCGUUUUUCAUAUCUAUCAUUUAUUGCCCAUUUAGUAAACUACGGUUUGGUAAGUCUUAAUUUAUAAUUUACUUACCUACUAAAUAUGUACGUAAUAUACCUUUUUAUUUAAUUAUAUAAAAAUAUACGAGUGUAUAAACGAUUGAUUAUGUAUGUAUCUAAAUAAUGAGCAUUGAAUAAAAGAUAUGAAAUAAAAAUGGAAGUAUAGCAGAAAUUAGAAUGACAGUCUUAGCGGUGUGAAUAUGUUGAAAAAUACUAUAAAUUAAUAUUAGGUUUCCUAGCAAAUUAAAAUUAUAUAUAAACAUAUUAUAUAAGAAGAAGAUAAAUGAAUAUUGAUGAGUCAAUCAGUUAAGUGUAUGUUAAAAUUCGAGCAAAAGAAAGUGACUAGAGGUUAUAAGCAAGAAAAAUAAAUAUGAUGGUAUGUGGAAUAAAUAAACAAAUGACGAUGAAUUGGGAAACGUGUAGGGUGAGGAUAUGACUAACUGGGUCCAUUUGCAUGUGUGGGAUAAAUGUGAAGAACAAUGCCAUCACCAGGGGUAGACCAGGAUGGAUGACCCUAAAUUUUUUUCUAAACAUCUGGAUCACUCAGUAUAAAUGUAUAGUAUUUUUAUAUUAUGUUACUUACAUCAUAUUUUAAAAUAUAUAAAACGGCCCAAAUAAAAAAAAAAAAACAAAAUUCUUCACUUAAUUUAAAAAUGAUAGUGAUAAUAUAUUUAAAACUAUUGGUUACAAUAAUUUGAAAAAUGCUAAGUCCAAUAAAGGGUUAUUAAGUAGGUAAUAAAAAUAUUGAUAAACAUGAGAAUAGUAUUUUAUGAUAGAUUAACAUACGAAAAUUAAUAAAAUAGAAAUUCUGUAUUGUCACAAAUAAGUAAUCAUCAUACAAUAAUAAUCAAUGGAAACAGGCAGUAUAUUGAAUGAAUAAUAAUUUUACUAUGAAAGGCAUUGCAUUUAGUGAAAAUUUUGAGAAUAAAUCUAGUAUGAAUGGGAAUAAUUUUUUAGAUCUAAUGAAUGUCAUUUUUUGAUUUUGGAAAGUAGUAAUAAAAAAAAUGUAAUGGUCCAAUAAAUAUUAGGUGCCUACACCAUUCAAUUCAAAAUGAAAUAUUUCACAUAGUAGCUAAUAUGAUAAUAAAUUACAUUUUUCAGAACUAAACUAGUCUUUUUUGCAAUUAUUAUACACAUUAAUAAUAAUGUUAUAAGGCAUAUUGUAAUUUUGAAAAUGUAUAUUAUUAUUUUUAAAAAGAAGUGCAGGUCUUAAUUGAAAUAUUUGGUUAAUGUCGACAUACUCCUGUUAAAUUGGUAAAUGUUAAAAAAUGAAAAAAAAUGUAGACAUUUACUAGUGAAUGUUGACAUUCACAUCAAGAUUUUGAUCAAUGUUGACAUACUUAUUUGCACAUUAAGUAUAGACUAUAAAUUAUACUAUUAUUAUACAAAUGCAAUAUAACAAAUAGGUACGUGUUUAAUUUAUUUAAUUUUCAUUGAUAUUAAAUUUUCCUUAGAUAGGUACCGAGAACUAAUUUCUGAUGUAUAAUUAAUUUACAACAUCAUUUUUGGUAGCUAAUAUAUAAAAUCAUUAUCUACUACCUAUUUCUAAUACUAAGGCUAAAAUAUUUGUUAAAUCCAUUUUAUUACGAUCAACAUCUGGAACUCAAAUACGGACAGUUUCCCCAACUUUAGCCUGAAAAAACUUUUGUUUUAAAUAAGAAAUUUAUAAAGCUAUUAAUAAGUUGUAAACUACCUAGAGGCUUAUCCACAAAACAAUAUCGGCAUUACCAACAUUCACCGAAAUCGUUAUAUAAAUGUCGGCAUUCACUAGUGAAUGUUUACAAAUAGUACAAAUUUAAUAAAUUUACCAAUAUUCACUAAUGGCUGUGGUGGUGUGUCGACAUUAACCGGUGACUGUCAAUAUUAAUCAACUGCAGAUAUUCACAGUAACAUAUUUAUAAUGUUCUCAAUAAUAUAUGGAAGAAAGAGAGCAUUACUGAUGUUUUGAAAAUUGGCUAGUAACAUAUAUUACCCUCAACAGUGAUGGUUUUUUUUUCUUUUAACCUAUAACUGUAACCAACUUAUAAGUGAUAUAGGUAAAGUGAUUCUCAUUAAGCCACAGGCCCUUUUUAUUAACCAUUAGUCUCAGUUUGGCCCACGCAGAUAAAAAUCCUAACGACAUGACUGGCAAAUAAUGUAUAUAUUAUUUAAAUGAUUUAAUUUGAUUUUUGUAUUCAUAUUUUAUUUAGGCCCAUCCAAUUGUAGCUGUAGAUUUGGUCAAGUUGUUUCUAAAAAAACCCACUGAAGAAUCAAUUAAAAUGGCCUUUAUAGUCAUACAUACAUGUGGGCAUCACAUGCGAAAAAUGUGUUCUGUGGAUAUGGACGAUAUAGCAAACACAGAUCUUAACAGCUUGGGAAAUAUCGAUAGUGGAGUAAAUUAAUAUUUUUAUACAUUUAUUUUUAUUAUUUAGUUAAUAUAUACAAGCGAGUCUUUUACUAUAAACAAACAAUUUCUUGUUGGACUUUAAGUGAAUUUGAUUUUUGUUUUUCAGUUCAAAUCGAAAGAGUUACCAACAAUAAAUAAUAAAUUAUUUAUCAUUUAAAUACAAAUAGGUAUGCAAUUUAUUAGUGGGGGGGGGAGUUGCUAUUUAAAAAUCCAAAGUGAAUACUUGUUUCAUAUAUAAGGAGUAGGAAUAAAAAUUUAAAAUAGUGUUAAAAUAAAAUUUAUACGGUUCCAUAAUGAUAAAAAAAAAAACAGAAAUCAAAUUCUCAAAUUCACUUAAAAUCCUUUGAGAAAAUUGCUGGUUCGUGACGUUCAUGAUAAAAGAAUCUCCCUGUAUAUACAAUAUACAUUUUACAUUUCAACAAUUAUUUUUAAUACACACGUUUAGAUUUUGAGCGCUGCAAGAAAUUUAUUUAUUUUACUAUGAUACCUAUGUACUUUUUUUAAUUUUUAUGUUUACCAGAUAUCUCACUCCAAUCAUAAUUGACAAUAAUAUUUUAAUAUUUUAAUAUUAUAAUAUUUUUAAUCUAGUUGGUGAAUUAUGGAGAUCAUUUCUGUGUACAUUUCUGAUUUUUUAAGUACUUUUUAUUAUACAAGAAACUCUUUAAUAACUAUGAUUAAAUUCUAUUUGUAAAUUGUACUUAACUAGUAUCAUAAUAUAUAUUUAUAAAAUACAUUUUAAAACAAAAACAACAAAUGCACAUUUGUUUACAAUUAAAGACUUAUUUUAAACAAAAACAAAAAAAUAAAUUAAAAACUUUUAUUUAUUUUUGCAACUAUGCAAAACGUAUUUAUUUUAUGUUAGUACCAACCAUGGUCAUUUACAGAUAAGAUAACCAUAAAGAGCUUAAAUGCUUAUUUUUACCAAAUAUUCUUGAAAAUAUGCGUGUAGUACGAACACGAAUAAAAUAUUAUUAAACAAAUAUGUAGCCGACUUAAAGAGUCAUUGUGGAACAUUUUAAUAUCUAAUAGUAUUGUUAUAUAUAUUACUCAACUAGAAUAAACUAAUAUAUUAUUAUAUGACGUUAUAUGAUCGUUAUAUUGUUAACCUACGAAUUUAAUAUGACGAAGAUUUUAUUUAAUACCCAUUCUAUUUCUUACUUUCUAUUACCUAUAGUUAUUGUUUAUGAUUAGGUACCUAAAUCUGCAUUCAUUCCCUUCAUUGAUAACAUUACCUAUUUAUUAAAAUACUUAUCAUCUUUAAAUGUAUAAUUUAUAAUUUAUUUGAAAUAUAAUUUAACGCAUUUAAUGUUUAUCAUAUUUUAGGUGAAAUUCAAAAUAAAUAUCACGAUAUUCGGCUUGAUUAAAAAUAAUAAGUACAGCAGCAUCAAAUUUCCUACUAUAGGAACGAUUGAUUAUAAAAAUACUCAUUUGUUUAAAUUAAACGACUAUAUAAUCGAUCCGGAAGCAUACCUCAGUAAUUCAAUAUUUAAUUUAAACAAAAUAGAUUUUUUUUUUUUAAAUAAAAAUUUUUUUUUUGUUUUAGACUAUUAUGCUUAUAAACCAACGUGCGAUGCCGAAACAUACCGGUUAUAUUACGAGCAAUUUAUUUUAACGGAAAAUAACCGGGACAACUACUUGUUGAUUUACGAUAUUCAUGAAGGUUUACAAGAAAAUACUAGUAAGAAUUAUUAUCGUAUUUACAUAAUUCUAUAUAAUAUUGAGAAAUUUUAGUUUCUAAAUAGAGCGAGGAAGCUUAUAAUUUUACAAAGAUGUUUAUUAUUUUCAUUUUACCUGUGCGUAACUUUUCUACCAGAAGACUUGCUCGGAUUUCUAAGUGUAGCACCUCUUCUGAAAGGAAAUCGACAUGGGGAGGUAUUUUAAAGAGAUAAUUUUUCGACUUUCUUAAUUUCUUAAAUUUUCUAAAUUUUAGCCAUAUACACAGGAUGCUGAACCUCAUAGAGCCUAUUGAAAAAUAAAACUCUUGAAAUCUAUGAUGAAAACUAGUGAUGUGACAUAAAUCUAGAUUAUCAAGAAACUCUAAUUAUUGAUUUUGAUUUUUCUAUGUUCAAACAAAGUGUAUUAAAUGAUUUUUAUAAAAAAAAUUUUAAACAUCCGAAAUCUGGAUUUUAAAUUAAUUUUUGAUUUUGGAUUCCAAAACGGGAAUGCCCGGAAAACGUUACAAUAUCAAAAUAGUUUUAUAUUCUGUGAUUUAUCGCUGUCAACAUAUCAUCAAUGACUAUUCUAUCAGAACAUGCAUUGCAAUGUAUUUUCCCAAGAACCUAUCUAGAAUUCAAAACACAAAAACCGCAGUUAGAAUGUCUAAAAAUGUAGAUGGAUGUAUAUUCUCAUCCAGAUAAUCUAUGAUUAUUAUUGUCAUGAACCUACAUAAAUGAUCAUUCAGAAAAUUAGCCUUCACAUCAAUUAAGGCAAUACUGUCGGACAGUAAUAUUUUCCAUGCAUUUUGAUGACUGCUAUUAUUCAAAUAAACAAAUUUAAUCGAAAUAAAUAAUUUAUUAUGAUUUAAAACGCCAAAGUGCCCCGAUCAAAAUUGCUAAAACGCAAAUAUUGUGCGGCCGUAGCUUUAAAUAUAGGUGGCUGGCAAGUUCACGUUUCCGCGAUUAAUUGCCAAAUAUCAAGCUGUUUUGUUAUUGUUCCACCUGAAACGCAAAACGUGACUAUGGGGCCACCCGUAUCUAUUUAAAUUAUUUUGAUAAAAUCCCUAAAUAACUAAAAUGCUAUCAUUAUCGCCGAAACGCAGAAUCGCUUUUAUUGAGACCGUAGGUUUCGUGUUCCGUUAUGGUUUCAUAUGCGUAAUAUUCCUACUGAACUGCCACGAAGAGAUUUUUGUUAUAGGCAUCCACCUAAUUUUGAUUUUUGUUUUUUAAGAUUAUUAAACAAAUAAAUAUGAUAAUAUUAUGUACAAGAGACCGUCAAUUUGGAAAAAUCUGCAAGUAUUAUUCGGGUAACAUCAAAAAAAAAAACCAAUUGGCAAUAACAACUAUAUUAUAUUGUACAAUAUAAACUAAAUUCCCACAAUACGCCUUUAAAUCUGUAAAUUAGUAUGUUUCUUUUUAGAAUACCUAAAUGUCAAAUAACUGCCUUCGUAUUAAAUGUCUCGAAAACCUCAGGCGAAUAUGUAUGAUAUUCUAUGUCAAAUAAAUAAAUAGGUCGGUAUACCGUUAAGUGGUUUUUUUUUCCAAUGAUGUCAUUUAUCGGGUUAGGUGUAUUUUUGUUAAUUAAACGAAUUUUUUAUAUAUACUGUUAGAUAAUGCCGUCAAAAACUACUAUUCCUCUAUGAUUAGAUUAGGUGGGUACCUAGGUGUGUUAUAUACAUAAUAUGAUUACUAUGUAACUAUCACCCAAAACAAAUUUGUCAAAAUUUAAUAAAGCCUUCCACAUUUGUUUAUAUAAAAAUACACAUCAUAUUAUAUUUGUAUAAUUUAUAUAUAUUGGUAUCUAAGUAAGAAUAUAUCGUAUACAGAUGCCAGAGAUAGAUAAUUAAUAAUAAAAAGUACAAUAUGAAAUAUGACACACAAACACUCAAGUUUUUUUUAAUAAUCCUUCGUUUUCAGUUUGAAUAUCUAAAAUAUUGUGGUUGUUUUUCGUAAUUUUAAUAUAGGUAUACAUAUUUUGUUUACCUAAUAAUUCAGUAAAAUAUUUUUUUUUCGAUUACUGGGAAAGUUGUACUCACACACUAGGUACUAUAUUAUAUUAAUAUUACCAGAAUGCCGUUUUUUCCACGAAAAACAUUUUUCCGGUUAAUAAAAAUUCUGCAAAAAAUUCCCAUUUGUAUUUUAAAAUAUGAGCAUUUUACAUUCGGUGAUAUAGUUAUAUAUGCAUUUUUCUAGAUUUCCAAAAGUAUUUAUAAAAAAAAAACAAACUAUAAAAUAUGACAAUACACCGGUUUUCGACAAAAUAUAGGAAUAUAGCGUUGAAUUUUAAAAUUGUAACGUUCAACUUUAUAAUGUUCAAAGAACGUAUUCGUAAUUUUUAAAUGUAACAUCACAUAUAUAUGUUAUCUUUAAGAACAUUUAAAUUGGACAUGUUCUUAGUUUCCUACUUAAUCAACUAUUUAGGAAAAAUUUCGAAAAGAUAAAAUGAAGUAAAAAUUAUAAAAUAUCAUGAUGAGUAAUAAUACCUAAAAAUAAAUUAAAAUUGUAUUCAAUAUCGCAACAAAUAAGAAUAAAUAUUAUUAAUUAUCAAUAAUUAUUACUUUUCAGUGGCAACCUACAAUGUGAAAAAUAUCCCAAAAAACAUGAAAUUUAUAAAACGUACGAUUUCCGAAUUAGUAACGAAUUGGUUUAUAUUUGAUUACGAGACAAAUGCUCGGAAAUUAAUGAAACUCAAAAUCGAACAAGGCCAAGAAACAAUGGUGUGUGCUUUGUUAAUGAAAUUGUGUUAUACAACAAAAAAUAAUUAUGCGAUUGUUGAACGAAUUGGAUACAUAACACAAGUAAAAUUUUAAUUUAACAUUAUAAUAAAUCAUCAUUAAUUUUGAUAGUUUUCUUUGUCUAUUAGAACUUAAAAAGUACAAAAACAAUUGCUAUACAAUAAAAUAAUAUAUCCUUAUAGAUAAGGGAUUUCUAUAAUAUCACAUUGAUGAUUUAGAAUGAUUAUUUCAACCCCCCCCCCACCCACCUUCACACACACACAUAUUCAUUUUUAAAAAUAUGAAUGAAUUUUUUACUGUUUAAAACUAUCUGAAAAAUAAAUAUUGGAAGACCUUAGGUAUUAGAUGUGAACCAUUAAAUAUACUAAUUUAUUAACUGUUAGGUACAUAUUAUAUAUAUUUAUUUAGGUAUAAAGUAAAUAAAGAGUAGAAUACGUGUGAUUAAUUAUAUUUUACAUUAUUAUAUAUUUCUAAUAAGUGCUAUAAUUAGGCUUCAGUAUCAACAUUUUAGAUGCGGUAAAUUCUAUAUCACUUUUUAUAUAAAACAUAACAAUAAUUUAGCAUUUCAUUAAAUACCCAGGGUUCUGAUUAAUCAAUAGGAUGAAAAGGCUCCAACCUAGAGUACAACAAAACAAUUUUUUUUUUUAAUAGAUUUCUUUCAAACUUGUAUAAUAUAUCAAUGACCAUAGACAUUGCCAGACCUUUUUUGAGAGGUAUGAGUUCCCAAAUUGGGGAGAAUUUGGCCGAUGAUAAAAAAAGGCCCUAUACGUAUCUAUGCCCAAUAUACUACAUAAAUGUUAAACAAAAUAUUAUUUAUAAAUGAAUAACUUUACGAUGACGAGUGAUUAGGGUGGGAAAUAGAGAGUAGCAUAAUAUUAUAAAUAUUUCGAUUAACUACGUUUUGAUUAUUUUUCGCAGAUAUUUGUUCAAUUGGACGAGUUUUUUGUUAAGCCGCUGGAGCAAUCGUUUCCUCAUAAUUAUUUAAACGCCCACAUUUUUAAUCCUAUUGAGAUAAUAUGCAUAUCCAAGUAUUAUGCACACCUCUUAUUUAGCGACACGAUAUCCUGGGAUGUUUUUUCCAUCAUCGAUAUUAACACAAUGGACAAAAACAAUGAUUCACGUCAAUUAAUUUUUGUUGUAACCCUGUUUUACGAGUUGUUAAACAAUUUAGGAUACGAUAAUUUGGCUAAUAGAAUUUGCAGCGAGUAAGUAAAAUUGUUUAAUUUAUUGCACAUAUUCAUAAAUAUAUUUUAUUUGCAUAAGUGAUAACUAGUAUAAACCUACAUUUACGUGAUGUCCUAUUGCCUAAUUUAAAAUACUUACCCAUCUACCCAUACAUAAAUCGAUUGUUAUAUUUGCGUUUCAGAUUUAACAUAAAAGCGUUUGAAAAGAUAUUCCUCCUGGAUGGAGCAAUUGAACUUUUCCAAUCGAUGAAAUUGGAAAAAUUCGUGUAAGUAUUUUAUGAAACACAGAUAGGUUAAGUGUAUUUAAAUUGGUUUAGUACUUACGUUUCAAUUUUUAGCUACAUGUACAAACAAAGUUACAAUUCAAUGAAGUAUUACCUGAAAGACAACUAA